Messenger RNA from Lolium rigidum, 748 nucleotides. Its product is annotated as protein SOB FIVE-LIKE 5-like. Bases 1 to 678 code for a protein of 225 amino acids. Lineage: Eukaryota; Viridiplantae; Streptophyta; Magnoliopsida; Poales; Poaceae. The transcript is spliced from 4 exons. Gene Ontology annotation, biological process: cytokinin biosynthetic process. The record is from RefSeq and is a predicted model, not a curated record.
AUGCUGCUGGGGAUGGAGGGGGACGCGAGGGUGGCGGCGGCGGCGGCGGGUUCGGAGUGCAGCAGCGGCUGCCAGUCCGGCUGGACCACCUACCUGGACGACGACCGCUCCUCCUACGAAUACUCCUACGACCACGCCGUGGGGUUCCACAGCCUGCCGCAGCAGCAGCAGCAGCCGUGCUACGUCUGCGUCUUCUCCGACGAGGAGGAUGACCUGUCCAUGGUCUCCGACGCCUCCUCGGGGCCACGCCAGCAGCACUCGGCCGGCUCCGAGGAAGGCGCCGCCGCCGCGCUCCCCAGUCCGCGUGCGGCGAGGAGAGGCAACAGGAUGGCGCAGCCUGCAGCGGCGAGGCGGCAGAGCAAGGUGGCCGCCACCGUCGCGUCCACUCUGCUCGAGGACACGGCCAGCUCGCCCGCAGUCUUCAGGCACUCCAAAUCCAAGGUGACGAGCUCCCCGGAGGCCGACGGCUACGGCAGCGCGGCCGGUUCGAUGAUGGACGUCGGCAACGCGCCCGAGUUCUCCUGCGGCUUCUUCGCAACCACGACAGGCUUCGAGUUCGAGUCUUCCUGCUUGAACAUGUCUCCUCUGGGCGGCUACCUGUACUCCCAUGCUCCUGUGAAACCGAUGUCCACAAGACAGGUGUUCAGAGAUGGAGGUGACAAGAUCCAGAGGUGGUGACCAACACAUUGCCAAGAGCUUGUCGCCGUUGCUCUGCCGGUUGCAGGAUGUUCACGGCUUCCUGUUAUGC